UUUUUCCUUCCACUUUCCUCCCUUCCCCUCCUUCCUUCGCCGGCGAUGGGCGCCGGGCUCCUCCUCGGCGACGCCGCCGGCCUGGGGACCCACCUCGCCAUCCACCGCCGGUCUGGGACGCGCCUCUACCUCCGCGGCUGGGCCCCGCGCCCGCGGCUCGGCGCGGCCGCUUGCGUCUCGCGGAACCGCGGCCGCCGCGGCCACGUGGCGAGGUUCGCGGCCUCCGCCGCGGGCGGCGGGGACGAGCCCGGGGAGCUGUCGGAGGACGAGGCGCAGAGGGAGUGGGAGGCGGAGCUGAACCGGCGGCUGAAGGAGGCUGAGGAGAUGGAGGAGCUGGAGCGCACCGCCGAGCAGCUGCAGAGCCAGGCCGCCGCCGAGGCCACCGAGGAGUCGGAGGAGGAGAAGCGCGAGCGCGUCCGCCGCGAGCUCCAGAAGGUGGCACAAGAGCAGGCAGAAAGGAGGGCAACGGCCAAGCAAAUGUUUGAAUUGGGGCAAAAGGCAUACGGGAGGGGAAUGUAUGGCCGUUCAAUUGAAUUCUUGGAGGCUGCACUCACUAUCAUACGUCCCUCCUCUCUCCUAGGUGGCGAGAUCCAAAUUUGGCUUGCAAUGGCAUACGAGGCCAAUAGGAGGCACAAGGAUUGCAUUGCAUUGUACAAAGAAUUGGAAAGUAGCCACCCCAUGAUCAAUAUCAGGCGGCAGGCUGCUGAACUCAGAUACAUUUUAGAGGCACCCAAGUUGAAGAUAUCAAAUGACGAGGUGGUCACAAUACCACAAAUUGGGAGCAGCUGGGAUUGGUAUGCCGGAACAUGGAGCGACAAAAUCAAGGAACAAGAGGACAAGAAAAGAAUGAUGAGUGCUGCUAGCAACCAAGUUCAACCUUCUCCAAACAUCUUUGGAGAUUUCUCCUUCUUGCGACGGCCAAGUGAAUGGAAGAAGAGCGCAUGGGUGGUCAUUACUUUAUGGAUCCUUUUGAUUGGUACAGCAAUCUAUCUGCAAACAUGAAGAACUCCCGCAACUCUGGAACAAGCCAAUUGCAUGUUGGCCGAACACUGAUCCAUGGUUCGACAACUCUGGAGGUGCUGCUAAUAUGGCUUUGUCUCAGAACACUCUAAGACAAGAUAGGUCAUGGUGGAUUGCAUUUGUUAUUUUAGCUAUGCAAUCCAAGGAUGCAUCAUAUAUACUCUUCCGGACUGGCAUGGGCCAUUUGUCACUUUGAAGAUAUUUUUUUGCUGCAAUGUAAAUACUAACUAUUGUAACUAGCAAUGCAAGCAGAUGCUAGCUAGUUCAAUUGAUUAGCAACCCAUCUGUCUGCUCAUGUGCACACUUGAUACUAUUUGCAUCUGGAGUUGAUUUGUAAGUACCUUGAUCUGAGCUGAUACGUGCUCCGUGAAAAAAAAAUAUAAGCAGCGCAAUAGACUGAUCAA
Setaria italica (foxtail millet) is the source of this 1424-nucleotide messenger RNA. RefSeq lists its product as uncharacterized. Gene Ontology annotation, molecular function: protein binding. NCBI's taxonomy places the organism in Eukaryota, Viridiplantae, Streptophyta, Magnoliopsida, Poales, Poaceae. Gene Ontology annotation, cellular component: chloroplast thylakoid membrane. The record is from RefSeq and is a predicted model, not a curated record. The transcript has 4 exons. Bases 46 to 1002 code for a protein of 318 amino acids.